AUGGCCGAUCUCUUCGGAGCUCGGCAACUCUAUCUCUUGGGAUGCUUCCUCCAAUCGGCCUUCACCCUGGCCUGCGGCCUGGCCAAGACGGGAAUCCAGCUGAUCAUGUUCCGGGCCUUCGCCGGCAUCGCGAUCUCCAUGUGUCUGCCAUCCGCCGUCAGUAUCAUCACACACGCAUUCCCCUCAGGCAAGCGACGCAACAUCGCGUUCGCCUCCAUGGGCGGCGGCCAGCCCAUCGGGUUCUCCGUCGGUCUCAGUGUCGGCGGUGUCUUCACAGACACCAUCGGCUGGAGAUGGGGCUUCCACAUCGCGGCCAUCAUCAACACUGUCAUCUUCCUCAUCGCCCUCAAGUGGCUGCCAAGUAUCGGCAAGCGCGAACCGGUGACGUGGAACCGCUUCCUGACCGAGGUGGAUUGGAUCGGGGCGUUCCUGGCGAGCGGCUUCCUGGCGAUGGUAUCCUAUGUUCUUGCCGUCAUGACCGAGAGCCUGAGUGACAUCAAGAAGCCGGCCAACAUUGCUCUCUUGAUCGUCUCGGGUGUCUUGAUCGGCAGCUUCAUCGGAUGGGUCGAGCGGCAAGAGCGCCUCGGCCGCCCAGCCAUCAUCCCGAACUCUCUUUGGAAGAACCGCAGCUUCACCAGCAUCUGCGUCAGCGUCUUCAUGGUCUGGGGCGCCUUCAACGCGACAGAGCAGCUGAGUUCCUUCUACCUGCAGUAUGUGCAGCGGCUCUCGGCGAUCGACACCUCGGUCCGCUUCCUCCCGGCCCCGGUGGGCGGCGUGCUCGCCAACGUCGUCGCCGGGCUCGUGGUGCACCGCGUCCGGGCCGACCUCGCGAUCCUCAUCGCCGUGGCCCUCGCGGCGCUGUCCCCGAUCCUGAUGGCCGUUGCGGACCCGGCGUGGAACUACUGGUACUGCAUCUUCUGGGCCAUGUUCAUGAACGCCAUCGGCGCGGACACGCUCUUCACUAUCUCGAACCUGCUGAUCACCUCGCUGUUCCCGUCGAGGACGCAGGGUGUUGCGGGCGGUGUGUACAACACCAUCGCCCAGAUCGGCAAAAGCGUGGGGUUGGCGUCGUCGGGCGCGAUUGCGAGUGCCGUGACGGCCAAGUCAGGUGUGGCGGAUAAGGAGAGCCCAACGGCGCUGCUGGAGGGCUAUCGGGCAUCGUUCUGGUACUGCUUCGCGCUCUACGGCGCAACCCUGCUUGUGACCAUUUGGGGACUCAGAAAGAUCGGCAAAGUGGGUGUCAAGAAGGAAUGA
This is a messenger RNA of Colletotrichum chrysophilum, 1254 nucleotides long. RefSeq lists its product as uncharacterized. The record is from RefSeq and is a predicted model, not a curated record. Bases 1 to 1254 code for a protein of 417 amino acids. Gene Ontology annotation, molecular function: transmembrane transporter activity. Gene Ontology annotation, biological process: transmembrane transport. The transcript has 2 exons. Gene Ontology annotation, cellular component: membrane. NCBI's taxonomy places the organism in Eukaryota, Fungi, Ascomycota, Sordariomycetes, Glomerellales, Glomerellaceae.